Messenger RNA from Maylandia zebra (zebra mbuna), 3448 nucleotides. Lineage: Eukaryota; Metazoa; Chordata; Actinopteri; Cichliformes; Cichlidae. The record is from RefSeq and is a predicted model, not a curated record.
UGAGCAAAAGAGCGCUCAGCUAAAAAAGUUGUCAUACCAGCUUCAAGAAAAGGAAGCUAUUAUUGAGGAGAAACAACAAGAUCUCCAUGACAUGGACAAAAAGAACCAGGAGCUCCAAGGAAAGCUUGAUGAAGCCCUGCAACAAAAUAAAAAACUUGUCCAAGAGAAAAAACAAGACGGCACGAAGAAGAGAGGGCUGUACAGCAAUCUCCAAGAAAUGGAGCUAAUGUACAGUGUAUACAAAAAAAAGCUUGAUCACACACUGCUAGAAAAUGAAAAGCUUCUGCAAGAGAAAAGGCAACAGGAGUUAAAAGAGAAAGAAAUGGAUUCCAAGCUUCAGAGCAUCAAGCAACACAAUGAAAGCUUGCAAGGAAAGCUUGAUGAAGCUCUUCGACAAAAUAGAAAACUCCUCCAAGAGAAGAAAGAAGAUGGCAUGAAGAAGAGAGGGCUGCACAGCAACCUCCGAGACAUGGAGCUAAAGUACAAUGUUGACAAAAAAAGGCUUGAUCGCACAGAGCAAGCAAAUGAGAAGCUCCUCCAAGAGAAAAGGGAACAAGAAAGCAAACAAAAAGAAAUGGAUUCCAAUCUUCAGAGCAUCAAGCAACAAAAUGAAAGCUUGCAAGGAAAGCUCGAUGAAGCUCUGCGACAAAAUAAAGCAAUCCUUCAAGAGAAAGAGCAGCUGGACAGAAAGCAGGGAGACAUGGAGUGCCAACUCCAGCUCAUGGAGGGAAAUGACAGGAUGCUGCAGGUAAAGUUCAAUGAGACACUGCACAAAUAUCAAGACCUGCUUCAAGAAAGAGAACAGCUGGUCAGUAAGCAGAGAGAAGAAAAACUUCUUCUCCAGGAGUUUGAGAAGAACAACCAAAACCUGCAAGAACUUUACAACAAACUGAAGUUCAAAGCAUCUGAGCUGGAAGGAGAAAAUGAAAAACUACAAAAACAGGAGGUAACAUCUAAAGUGCUGACAGAAAGGUUGGAAGAAAAACAAGGCGAAAAAGAAGAAGUGGUGAAAAAAUGCAACAAGCUGCAGAAGCAAAACACCGAAACAAUCGACGAGCUGAUCCUCAUCCUUGAGAAAAAGCAGAAAAAGAAAAAACGCUUCUGCUUCUUCUCGAGGAAGAACACUCCUUCUCUCACUACUGCCAAUGGACAAGAAGUUGACCCCUACACUCUUCCCUGGGAUGAGCCACUAGACUCUUCCCUUUCCUCUCUUCCUUGGUGUGACCAAGUCGAACUAGAGGAAAAGCGUUUGGAAGAAAUGGAGGAUGAAGCGCUCAGAAACACCGAGAAGAUUAAGUUCUUGAUGGAGGAAAAUGAGCAAAAGAGCGCUCAGCUAAAAAAGUUGUCAUACCAGCUUCAAGAAAAGGAAGCUAUUAUUGAGGAGAAACAACAAGAUCUCCAUGACAUGGACAAAAAGAACCAGGAGCUCCAAGGAAAGCUUGAUGAAGCCCUGCAACAAAAUAAAAAACUUGUCCAAGAGAAGAAACAAGACGCCACGAAGAAGAGAGGGCUGCACAGCAAUCUCCAAGAAAUGGAGCUAAUGUACAGUGUAUACAAAAAAAGCUUGAUCACACACUGCAAGAAAAUGAAAAGCUUCUCCAAGAGAAAAGGCAACAGGAAGAAGAAAGAAGAUGGCAUGAAGAAGAGAGGGCUGCACAGCAACCUCCGAGACAUGGAGCUAAAGUACAAUGUUGACAAAAAAAGGCUUGAUCGCACAGAGCAAGCAAAUGAGAAGCUCCUCCAAGAGAAAAGGGAACAAGAAAGCAAACAAAAAGAAAUGGAUUCCAAUCUUCAGAGCAUCAAGCAACAAAAUGAAAGCUUGCAAGGAAAGCUCGAUGAAGCUCUGCGACAAAAUAAAGCAAUCCUUCAAGAGAAAGAGCAGCUGGACAGAAAGCAGGGAGACAUGGAGUGCCAACUCCAGCUCAUGGAGGGAAAUGACAGGAUGCUGCAGGUAAAGUUCAAUGAGACACUGCACAAAUAUCAAGACCUGCUUCAAGAAAGAGAACAGCUGGUCAGUAAGCAGAGAGAAGAAAAACUUCUUCUCCAGGAGUUUGAGAAGAACAACCAAAACCUGCAAGAACUUUACAACAAACUGAAGUUCAAAGCAUCUGAGCUGGAAGGAGAAAAUGAAAAACUACAAAAACAGGAGGUAACAUCUAAAGUGCUGACAGAAAGACCCAAGAUGUCUCAAACAAAUCCAAAGGGACAAGAAGUUGACCCCUACACUCUUCCCUGGGAUGAGCCACUAGACUCUUCCCUUUCCUCUCUUCCUUGGUGUGACCAAGUCGAACUAGAGGAAAAGCGUUUGGAAGAAAUGGAGGAUGAAGCGCUCAGAAACACCGAGAAGAUUAAGUUCUUGAUGGAGGAAAAUGAGCAAAAGAGCGCUCAGCUAAAAAAGUUGUCAUACCAGCUUCAAGAAAAGGAAGCUAUUAUUGAGGAGAAACAACAAGAUCUCCAUGACAUGGACAAAAAGAACCAGGAGCUCCAAGGAAAGCUUGAUGAAGCCCUGCAACAAAAUAAAAAACUUGUCCAAGAGAAGAAACAAGACGGCACGAAGAAGAGAGGGCUGCACAGCAAUCUCCAAGAAAUGGAGCUAAUGUACAGUGUAUACAAAAAAAAGCUUGAUCGCACACUGCUAGAAAAUGAAAAGCUUCUGCAAGAGAAAAGGCAACAGGAGUUAAAAGAGAAAGAAAUGGAUUCCAAGCUUCAGAGCAUCAAGCAACACAAUGAAAGCUUGCAAGGAAAGCUUGAUGAAGCUCUUCGACAAAAUAGAAAACUCCUCCAAGAGAAGAAAGAAGAUGGCAUGAAGAAGAGAGGGCUGCACAGCAACCUCCGAGACAUGGAGCUAAAGUACAAUAGCAUCAAGCAACAAAAUGAAAGCUUGCAAGGAAAGCUCGAUGAAGCUCUGCGACAAAAUAAAGCAGUCCUUCAAGAGAAAGAGCAGCUGGACAGAAAGCAGGGAGACAUGGAGUGCCAACUCCAGCUCAUGGAGGGAAAUGACAGGAUGCUGCAGGUAAAGUUCAAUGAGACACUGCACAAAUAUCAAGACCUGCUUCAAGAAAGAGAACAGCUGGUCAGUAAGCAGAGAGAAGAAAAACUUCUUCUCCAGGAGUUUGAGAAGAACAACCAAAACCUGCAAGAACUUUACAACAAACUGAAGUUCAAAGCAUCUGAGCUGGAAGGAGAAAAUGAAAAACUACAAAAACAGGAGGUAACAUCUAAAGUGCUGACAGAAAGGUUGGAAGAAAAACAAGGCGAAAAAGAAGAAGUGGUGAAAAAAUGCAACAAGCUGCAGAAGCAAAACACCGAAACAAUCGAGGAGCUGAUCCUCAUCCUUGAGAAAAAGCAGAAAAAGAAAAAACGCUUCUGCUUCUUCUCGAGGAAGAACACUCCUUCUCUCACUACUGCCAAUGUCACCUCUUCUUCCCCCACCUCUAUUCCAGCUUAA